Messenger RNA from Lates calcarifer (barramundi perch), 2626 nucleotides. Its product is annotated as olfactory receptor 5P3-like. Gene Ontology annotation, molecular function: olfactory receptor activity; G protein-coupled receptor activity. Gene Ontology annotation, cellular component: membrane. The coding region runs from base 322 to 1275 and encodes 317 amino acids. NCBI's taxonomy places the organism in Eukaryota, Metazoa, Chordata, Actinopteri, Centropomidae. The transcript has a single exon. Gene Ontology annotation, biological process: G protein-coupled receptor signaling pathway. The record is from RefSeq and is a predicted model, not a curated record.
CUGCCACAGGUGAAAGUUGGGAUUCAAACACUGUUAUAAAUUGGUUUUAUUUCAGAGCUAAUUGUUAAAUGAACUUUCACAGUGAAGUUGGUAAGUUUGGACAAUUUGCCACACUUAUUUUUCCUGUAUUAAUGCAUUUACUCCAAAAAAGACUAUAUUGUGUAGAAUCGUUUUAAGAAAAAAACAUUACUGCCUGUUUGAUCAACAUUUGAGUUUAUAUUGACUGUACAACCAAUCUGCAGAGGAAGAACUUAAAUCACAAUGUAACCAAUAUGUAAAGUAAUUAUUACAACUGUUUUAUUCCUGUGCAAAAGAAGGAUCAUGAUGAACUCUACACGUGUUUCAUAUUUCACCCUCAGUGCCUACUUUGACACUGGGGCUUUCAAAUACUUAUAUUUCAUUAUCAUCAUGUCUUUAUACAUGUUUAUAGUUUGUGCCAAUGUUUCUCUGAUUGUGAUUAUCUGUAUGAACAGAAGUUUACAUGAACCUAUGUACCUGUUUCUGUGCAGCCUGUUUGUAAAUGAACUGUAUGGUAGUACAGGGUUGUUUCCAUUCCUUCUGCUUCAGAUCCUCUCUGACAUUCACACUGUUUCUGUUCCUUUUUGUUUCCUGCAGAUUUAUUGUAUUUAUACAUAUGCAAGUAUACAGUUCAGUAAUUUAUCCAUUAUGUCUUAUGACAGGUACCGCGCCAUCUGUUGUCCUCUACAGUACAACACAUGUAUGUCAUUUAACAAGGUCGCCAUUCUUAUUGCUGUGUCAUGGUUAUACCCACUUAUUGCAAUUUUUAUUUUGAUAUCUCUGAGCGCACCUUUACAGCUGUGUGGGAACAUUAUUAACAAAGUGUACUGUGACAACUACUCUAUUGUCAAACUGGCCUGCUCUGACACCACAGUCAAUAAUGUUUAUGGAAUACUUUACACUUUUACAACAGUUAUUCUUGUACUUUUAAUCCUUUACACUUACCUGAAGAUUCUUAAAGUCUGUUUCUCUGGUUCUAAACAGACCAGACAAAAAGCUGUCAGUACCUGCACACCUCACCUGGCUUCUAUCUUGAAUUUCUCUUGUGGUUGUUUCUUUGAAAUUGUACAGAAUAGAUUCGAUAUGAAAAAUGUACCUAAUAUGUUGCGUAUUUUUUUAUCAUUAUAUUGGCUUACAUGUCAGCCACUCUUUAAUCCAGUAAUGUAUGGACUGAAUAUAACCAAAAUCCGCACUACGUGUAAAAGUGUCAUCUUUGGUAAAAUAUUUACAGUUACACUGCCUGAAACUGACUUUUGACGCUUAAUAUUAAGUUCAUAUUUUAUGUUUAUCCUUUAUUUACUUAAUACUGUCAGUUAGUUUUUUCUAUAUUAAUUGUCCUAUCGAUCCAGUUGUUAUCUCCUGAGGCUUAUUCUGUUUUUCCUGCCUGUAGGAUAGAGGGUGUCACAUGUUGUGCAGUUUGAACAGAUCAAACAUGUUGUGUGUGCUAUAUAAUAAUAAAUGUCAAGUAAAUUUGCUCAGUUUCAAUAAAAUGAGAAUAUCUUGAUACUACUCUUAUAGCAGGUUUCAGGUCUAUGUGUCAACACAUCUGCUACCUGAAUGGAUCUGAACAGACCUGCAUGUGUCCUGUACACAUGCAGGUCUGUUCAGUUCAGGAUUAGUGUUUGAUUUGAUGAUAUCAUGGAUCUUCUGUUCAUCAGUUCACCUGAUUGCCUUUGCACUAUCCGCUAAGUGUAAUUGUAUUUUGAGUGCAAUUAAUUAGCCAAAACACACAGAAAACAAAGAUAAAAUGAAUUUGCAUGAUUAUUCUUGUCAUUAAUUUUUAUGUUAUAAUCAUUAUUAUUCAUUUUUUUUAUUGCUAUGGCAAAAAUAUUGUUACCCCUAAUUCUUUUGCCCACAAUAAACGUGUAGUGAAAAUCUGAUACCAUGACAAUGCUAAUAUGUGCACAUGGUGAACUCUACACAAACAUGUAUGAAAAUAAUGUUGACCUCUUUCUCUAUAUAAGCAAUUGUACAGUCAAAAAGUGCUUAUUUAAAUGGUAGUAUGCACACUGCCUGUGUACACUCUCUGGUACCUACACAUGUAUACACAUGCUUUGACCAUGUUAUCACAGUUUGACUGGGCUGUGCCCAGCUAAAGAAGACCAACCCUACAUGAGGACAACGACUGUGUCCCCACAGCAGACGUAUGUCAACACACUCAUUUCCUCUGUGGGACAUGUCAAAGUCCAGAGGAAGAAGCAGAUGACAAAAGACAAAAGGACAUCUCCCUCCCCUUGAGCAACGAAACCCAGACACAUAAGAAAGGAUUAUCAGGAUGUAUCACUAUGCUGGAGUAGCUGACUGCACAGACUCAAGAACAAUGAUGGGACAUUGCUGAUCCCCACAAGUAUGGAACAUAGAUGCUGUUCCAACAUCUGGUCUCUUUAAAGUAUAACACCAAACAGGUGGCAGCAGACUAAUGUGACAAAUAAAAUGUUCAUACAUUCACUUAUUCCGGCCUCUCAUUUGUCACACGUUGUAUAUGGACUUGGUUCACAAUACUUGUAAUCAGUAGUUGUCUAAAGCUUUUUUGGUUCGUCACUUUUCUCCUUCUCAGUUAGAUGAGUGGGUGUCCCACGAGUUAAAAAGAGUUCCAGUUCAGUUGGGA